Molecule: messenger RNA, 465 nt
Organism: Elephantulus edwardii (Cape elephant shrew)
Lineage: Eukaryota; Metazoa; Chordata; Mammalia; Macroscelidea; Macroscelididae
Gene: NDUFB11
Product: NADH dehydrogenase (ubiquinone) 1 beta subcomplex, 11, 17.3kDa
Exons: 3
Coding region: 4-465 (153 amino acids)
Source: RefSeq, a predicted model, not a curated record
GUCAUGGCGGCGGGACUUUUUGGUUUGUAUGCUCACCGUCUUUUUGCGGCAACAGCGAUGCGAGGGUUCCCAGCUGUCCGUGUCUGUUGGGAAUCCAGUGCUUCCAGGGCUGCAGUUACUCCAUCUGCCAUAGGGAAGCGGCCGCAAGAAGCGAGCAUUAGCUGGCGGGAGGAUUCAGAUCCCAAGGACGAAAACCUCUACGAGAAGAACCCAGACUCCCAUGGUUAUGACAAGGAUCCUGUUGUGGACCUCUGGAACAUGCGCAUUGUUUUCUUCUUUGGCUUUUCCGUUGUCCUAGUCCUUGGCAGCACCUUUGUGGCUUACCUACCUGAUUACAGGAUGCGUGAGUGGGCCCGCAGGGAGGCUGAGAGGCUUGUGAAGUACCGAGAAGCCAAUGGUCUCCCUAUCAUGGAAUCCAAUUGCUUUGACCCCAGCAAGAUCCAACUGCCAGAGGAAAAGGACUAA